AUGGCCGACACUAUCAACCCGUUGGACACUUUGCCAACAUCUCCUGAUCCCGAAAUGUACACAAUCUCCCCAGCAGAUACAUCACUGGACUCGCCAGAGCCAGAGGAUGACAUCAAGGAGGAAGAGGACGAGAAGAAGCCAGCAAAGAAGAGAAAGUCUUGGGGACAAGAACUCCCAACCCCAAAGACAAAUCUACCUCCUCGCAAACGCGCUAAGACAGAUGAUGAGAAAGAGCAGCGUCGGAUAGAACGGGUCCUCCGGAACCGCGCGGCCGCUCAAACAUCACGCGAGCGCAAAAGGCUGGAGAUGGAGAAGCUCGAGACCGAGAAGAUCCGCAUGGAACAACAGAACCAGUUCCUCAUUCAGCGGCUAUCACAGAUGGAGACCGAGAACAACCGCCUCAGUCAACAGGUGGCUCAACUCUCCGCUGAGGUCCGCGGAUCUCGCAGCGCCACUCCCAAAGCCAGCUCUCCCGCCAUCGAAUCUCCCACCCUCACGCCUACCCUCUUCAAGCAGGAAGGUGACGAACUCCCCAUGGAACGAAUCCCAUUCCCCACCCCCUCCGUGACCGACUACUCCCCCACCCUCAAACCUUCCACUCUGGCUGAAGCCUCCGACGCGACACAACAUCCUGCAGCGGUGUUGUGUGACCUGCAGUCUCCUCUUUCUGACGAUGACUUCCGCCGCCUGUUCAACGGUGAUUCACCCGCUGAGCCAAAUUCUUCUUUCCCUGAAGACGGGUUUGCCUUUGAUGUUCUCGACGGCGGAGAUCUAUCAGCAUUUCCCUUUGAUUCUAUGGUUGAUUUCGACCCCGAGUCUGUCGUCCUCGAAGGCGUCCAGUCGUCCGGUGUUUCGGAUGAGACUGCUCACCAGACUACUUGCUUGCAGCCCAGCCUUGGCGCGUCCACUUCGCGAUGCGACGGGCAGAGCAUUGCAGCUAGCGGUUAG
This is a messenger RNA of Penicillium arizonense, 948 nucleotides long. RefSeq names its product transcription factor HAC1 (gene hacA). The record is from RefSeq and is a predicted model, not a curated record. Gene Ontology annotation, biological process: positive regulation of transcription by RNA polymerase II. The coding region runs from base 1 to 948 and encodes 315 amino acids. The transcript is spliced from 3 exons. NCBI's taxonomy places the organism in Eukaryota, Fungi, Ascomycota, Eurotiomycetes, Eurotiales, Aspergillaceae. Gene Ontology annotation, molecular function: DNA-binding transcription factor activity, RNA polymerase II-specific.